Molecule: messenger RNA, 1859 nt
Organism: Spea bombifrons (plains spadefoot toad)
Lineage: Eukaryota; Metazoa; Chordata; Amphibia; Anura; Pelobatidae
Gene: KAT8
Product: lysine acetyltransferase 8
Exons: 11
Coding region: 143-1522 (459 amino acids)
Biological process (GO): regulation of DNA-templated transcription
Molecular function (GO): histone acetyltransferase activity
Source: RefSeq, a predicted model, not a curated record
CGUGGCUGUGACGUCUGUUGUCGUUCUUGCUGUUGUGUGGGGCGCGCGCGCGCGCGACUCGCCUUGAGGAGACACGGUGUGAUGACGCAGUAAAAAGGCGUCUGAGGCCCGGAGCUGGUCACGUGAUUAUUCCGCUGCAGUCAUGGAAGAUCCCUCCCCCGAGGAGCGGACGAGCUCCCCCGCCAACCUGCGGGAGCACAUGGCGUCCCACGAGGACGGCCUCGGACGGGGCAGCGUGAAAGACGAGGAGGAGGAAGAGGCCGGCGGGGAGAGCGGAGUCUCGGCGGGGAGAGACCCUGAGGUGACGGUGGAGAUCGGAGAGACGUAUCUGUGCCGACGAGCCGACAACACGUGGCAUUCCGCCGAAGUGAUCCAGUCGCGGCUGAACGAGCAGGAGGGCCGCGAGGAGUUCUACGUCCAUUACGUGGGCUUUAACAGGCGGCUGGACGAAUGGGUCGAUAAAAACCGCCUGGCGCUGACCAAGACCGUGAAAGACGCCGUCCAGAAGAACACGGAUCAGUACCUGAGCGAGCUCUCCGAGCAGCCGGAGCGCAAGAUCACCCGCAACCAGAAGCGGAAGCACGAUGAGAUCAACCACGUGCAGAAGACGUAUGCGGAGAUGGAUCCGACAACGGCCGCCCUGGAGAAGGAGCACGAGGCGAUCACGAAGGUGAAAUACGUGGACAAAAUCCACAUCGGGAAUUACGAGAUCGACGCCUGGUACUUCUCGCCGUUCCCCGAGGAUUAUGGGAAGCAGCCGAAGCUGUGGGUGUGCGAGUACUGCCUGAAGUACAUGAAGUAUGAGAAGAGCUACCGCUAUCACCUGGGGCUCUGCCAGUGGCGACAGCCUCCAGGGAAGGAAAUUUACCGGAAGAGCAACAUCUCCGUGUACGAAGUCGACGGGAAGGACCACAAGAUCUACUGCCAGAACCUCUGUCUCCUGGCCAAACUCUUCCUGGAUCACAAGACUCUGUACUUCGACGUGGAGCCCUUCGUCUUCUACAUCCUGACCGAGGUGGACCGCCAGGGCGCCCACAUCGUGGGGUAUUUCUCCAAGGAGAAGGAAUCUCCGGACGGAAACAACGUGGCGUGCAUCCUCACCCUCCCCCCGUACCAGCGGCGCGGCUACGGCAAGUUCCUCAUCGCUUUCAGUUACGAGCUCUCCAAGCUGGAAAGCACGGUGGGGUCACCGGAGAAGCCCCUCUCUGACCUGGGCAAGUUGAGUUACAGAAGCUACUGGUCCUGGGUCCUGCUGGAGAUAUUACGGGACUUCCGAGGGACGUUGUCCAUCAAGGACUUGAGUCAGAUGACAAGCAUCACGCAGAAUGACAUCAUCGGGACCCUGCAAUCCCUCAACAUGGUCAAGUACUGGAAAGGGCAGCAUGUCAUCUGUGUCACCCCCAAACUGGUGGAGGAACAUCUGAAGAGCGCGCAGUACAAGAAGCCACCAAUCACAGUGGAUUCUCACAAUCUGAAGUGGGCGCCCCCAAAACACAAACUGCUGAAAACGUCCAAGAAAUGACGCAGUCCGCUAGAUUUGCUUGGAGUUGCGCGUCGGGGAUCUGCUUCCUCCACAGACUUUCUGUAGCCGGAGACACCGUACGGCGGGCAGGCGGAAGAGUUUUUCCUCCUCUCUGUGACCGGAGCGAGUGCAGAGCGUCACGCGGCGGGGCUGAUAAACAGAUCCCUUUCCCUUACAUCUUCCUGUGACGGGAUGGGGGGGGUAGUAGGUGCAGUAAUCCGCCCCAGAGCCAUGUUGGCCGAGGAGAUGGUUUCGACACCAAGGUCAACAAACAUUUACUGCCGCUUUACAAGAUGUACAAAUGUUUUAUUUGAGUAAUAAAAUCUUUUUGAUAGGA